AUGUCUCACAAGGGCAAGAACAGCGCCAGCUCGGCAAAGGGCAAGAAGCCCUCAAAGGCCGGCGCGGAGAGCAAAGGCGAGGAUGUGCUGCAGGCUGUGGUGCUCGCAGACUCGUUCCAGGACCGAUACAAGCCGUUUACGGUAGAGACGCCGAGAUGUCUUCUGCCGCUGGCAAACACCCCUCUGAUCGAAUACACGCUCGAGUUCCUGGCCAUGAACGGCGUCCAGGAAGUCUACAUCUACUGCGGCGCGCACACAGACCAGGUUGAGGACUACAUCGGGCGCUCUCGAUGGGCGUCGUCGUCAAAAUCGUGCCCGUUCUCGGUGCUGCAGUUUGUUCGGGUCGCCGAUGCGCGGUCCGUUGGCGACGUCCUGCGCGACAUGGACAAGCGGUCAUUGGUGGACGGCGACUUCCUCCUGGUGCACGGCGACAUGGUGUCGAACCUGAUCCUGGACGGCGCCCUGGCCGCGCACCGGAAACGAAGAGAGGCGAGCGCCGCCAACAUCAUGACGAUGAUCCUGCACAGCGGCGGGACCGAGGAGCACAGGACCAAGACGAAGGGCAUCACGCCCGUGUUCGUCGUGGACACCAAGACGCAGCGCUGCCUCCACUACGACGAGAUGAACCCGCUGCAGAGCGACCACUACCUCUCCCUGGAUCCCGCCAUUGCCGACGAGCUGUCGACCGAGUUCGAGGUGCGAGCCGACCUGAUAGAUGCGCAGAUCGACAUUUGCACCCCGGAGGUCCUUGCCCUGUGGUCAGAAAGCUUCGACUACGAGCUGCCGAGGAGAAACUUUUUGCACGGCGUGCUCAAGGACUGGGAGCUCAACGGCAAGAUGAUCUACGCCGAAAUCUUCGAGGACGGCUAUGCCGCGCGGGCAAGCAACCUGCAGAUGUACGACGCCAUCAGCCGUGACAUUCUCGGCCGAUGGACGUUUCCCUUCAUCCCCGAAAACAACAUCGUGCCCAAGCAGGCCUACAAGAAACACAGCAACAACGUGGUGAUCGAGACGGGCGCCUCCCACGCGCACGACGCCAAGCUGCAAAACUCCGUCAUUGGGACCGACACGAGCAUCGGAUCCGGGAGCAGAGUCAUCAACAGCAUCAUCGGCACCGGCUGCAAGAUUGGCGCCAACGUGACGCUGGAGAACUCGUACGUCUGGAACGGCACGACCAUCGGGGACGGAACCGCCGUCUCGCAGUCCAUCCUCGCGGGCAACGUCGUCGCCGUCGCCACCGCCUUCGUCCGCCGCGCCGUCGAGCUCGCCAGCCCCGAGCACGGCGGCCUCGACCCCAGCAAGGCCGCCGAGCGCGCCCUCACCGCCUGCAGGGGCGCCCCCAAGUUCGUCAGCGAGGUCGGCGUCGGCGGCGGCCAGGCCGCCCAGGUCGACUUCAUCCUCGCCCUCCAGCGCGCCCUGCAGCACUACGCCAAGGGCGGCCAGCAGGGGCAGGACCAGCAGCAGGGCGGCAAGAGCGCCACCCUGCUGCCCGCCAUGCUGCAGCAGCUCUACGCGCUCGACAUCCUCGAGGAGGAGGGCAUCCUGGGCUGGUGGGCGGAUGCGCGGGCCGUGGACGGCGAGGCCAUGGCUGGGCUUAAGGAGAAGUGCAGGGUGCUCGUUGAGUGGUUGGAGAAUGCGGAGGAGGAGGACGACGAUGAUGAGGAUGAUGAUGACGACGACGACGAUGAUAGUGAUUAG
Molecule: messenger RNA, 1698 nt
Organism: Trichoderma citrinoviride
Lineage: Eukaryota; Fungi; Ascomycota; Sordariomycetes; Hypocreales; Hypocreaceae
Product: nucleotide-diphospho-sugar transferase
Exons: 4
Coding region: 1-1698 (565 amino acids)
Cellular component (GO): eukaryotic translation initiation factor 2B complex
Molecular function (GO): translation initiation factor binding; guanyl-nucleotide exchange factor activity; translation initiation factor activity
Source: RefSeq, a predicted model, not a curated record